Messenger RNA from Alosa alosa (allis shad), 1374 nucleotides. Its product is annotated as SLAM family member 9-like. The record is from RefSeq and is a predicted model, not a curated record. Lineage: Eukaryota; Metazoa; Chordata; Actinopteri; Clupeiformes; Clupeidae. Bases 48 to 1094 code for a protein of 348 amino acids. The transcript is spliced from 8 exons.
UAUAUUUGUAUUGAGCUACUUUUGUCUCUGCUUCAUCAGUCUCUGUCAUGACGGGGAGAAAGAGGCUUAUUGAAGGUACAGAAAUGGAAGCAAAAUGUGUUCUACUUCUUGCAGUAAUCCUUAACAAAGUAGCCAGUGCCCCAGAAUCUGUGUUUGCUCUAGAGGGAAACUCUGUCACCCUGAUCAUGAAGGAAAAUUACCAUCUGGAUCCAAAUGACGUAACCUGGACCUUUAAUGAAUCAUUAAAUAUUGUUAGAUAUUAUCCACACUAUAAUAAAUCUCACCAGCUAAGAGGCCUAGGCCUUUAUAAGGGUAGAGUAGAAUUUGAUAGCACCACGUUCUCUCUGGAGCUGAAGAACCUGCAGAAGAAUGACAGCGGACUCUACAAAGGAGAGAUACAUUAUGAGAACUGCAAUAUUGUAAUAGUAUACAGGCUCUCUAUUUUCGAGAAAGUGUCUGCCCCUGUCUUGACUGUGGAGCCUGACCUGUCUAGUGGUGACCUCUGUAAUGUGACAGUAACAGCGAACUGUACAGCUGGUGAACUCACUCUGACCUCCACCUGUAACAGCAGCAUCUGCACACAGGAGGAACUGACUAUGUCCUCAAGCCUUGCCAUCGGUAUUAGAGAUGGUGACAUCAUCUGCAACCAUAGCAACCAACUCAACUGGAGUCAUGCCACAGUAAGACUGUGCCAAAAUACACAACAGUCUUUCAUAACAGGACCCCUUGAAUGGAAACUUAUUAUUAUUGCUGGAGGACUAGCACUCGGAGGACUAUUCAUUUGUGGAGUUCUGUAUUUCCGAAUGCACGUGACGAAUAAAGGCAGUUUAUCUUCACACAUUUAUCAGUCAGUGGAGAACCUGGAGAAGAAUCAGACAGACCUUGUUUGUGCAAAGGCUCUGAGUCCGUCAUCAGAUGUGAAGAGCCUGAGUGCCUUCAAAUCUCAGUCUUCCUCAUCCCAUGCUGAGAUAGGCCCCUCACAGAAUGCACUGUGGCUCAACCCAGUUGUCUACUACCAGAUCCAGCCCCACACCGGCCCCAACACAGACCCAUCGACGACUCAGCCAGAGCACGUCUACUCCUCUGUGCCAUAGGUUCACUCUUACUCAGACCUGUGCCCAAUAUUUCAAACUUACAAGAUCAAGAUUGAUAAAUAUAGAAAAGAAUCAGUCAGCAUUGGAUCCAAAUUAAUCUUAACUGAUGCUUAAAGUGUCUUUUUUUUCACCACACAAAACGUACAAGCAUUGAUACAGCAAGUUAUUAUUUUUUUGCAUCUUUCAUCUUACAACACCUGUAUCAAGACAUACAAAGGAUAAAAAUGUAGCAUGUUUAUUUAUGCAGAUUCAAAUGACCUCAUUACUUGAAUAAAUAUCA